GAGUGAAGAAAGGGAAAAAUAAUGUGUCCCAUCAAAAUCCUAUCUUUCUUCCCUAUUUCUAAGUUUCAUAUCUCUUUCGAACUUGUCUCUUAGCAAACUCUCUAUAUCUAUUUCACUCAUACCAAACAUAGGGUGUUACGAAAAAGAAUUGAAGAUUUUUUUUUUUUAGUUUGGAACAGAAAUUGAAAGGAGCGAAAUUGUACGACACAAGACACAUUACAUCGGGGAAGAAGGAAACGGCAUCAACAACCUCUUCAUGGUCCCUGGUUGACUUCUACCAUAUUAUUAGGCUUCAAGAUUCAACCUCUCACCAAAGAUUCAAUUUUGUAAUUCAACCUAUUGUGUUAUGCUUCACCCUUAUUUGGUCUUAAUUCUCAAUGUUCACCAACUGUUUGAUGUUUUGCUUCUGUGACCAUUGUUCACAUUUUUGUCUGCAAAAAUAAUUAUUUUUGAAUCCUGGGAUUCUUAUACUUGUUACUUAUAACAACUGCUUCUUUUUCAUAACUAAGAUCAUAAUGUUGUCCAUGCUUGCAAGAAAGGCCGCCUCCAUACACAAUCAACGUUUCGUAGUGAAGUUGAGUGCAUUCAAUUUAUGCUACAACUCUCUCACCACUGUUCCCAAUAAGGAUGAUGUUGCUUCAGCGAGUUCUCUAUCCGAACAACCUUCUGAGUAUAAUUCUAGUAGCAACCUUCAUCUUUCGCCGUUUUUGUCCAACUUCAAUCACCCCUCAAGUGGAUUUGACAUUGAGCUUGUUGACCAUGAUGCUUGGGGGGUCUCGUCUGUGGUGGCACAAGCCUGGCGACAAGGGGAUUUGGCUGCAUCAGAAGCCAUUUCUGGUGGUCACCGUGUCAUUGAUGAACCCCUUGAUUCUCAUUCCACGGAUGUGGAUGAUGAACUUGAUUUUGAAGACAUAGACAACAUGCGAGUUCAUGGCAGUCUGUUUUAUAAGCUAGAGCGUAGUUCCAUGGAGUUUGAAGAGUAUAAUCUAGAGUUUCACAAGAAGAAAUCAUCCAAGAAGAAAAACAACAAGACUGAGUUAAUCAACAAAGCUAAAGAAGCUAAAGCUAAAACAACACCAAAUGUGACUCCCAAGGAUCAGAAGCUUCCCAAAGUUAAUGAUUUUGGAAGAAACAUUAAAAGUGUUAAGCCCCGGAUGGACGAAAUCAAUGACGUGUCUCUUGUGAACAAGAGACAGAGGGUUCCCACUUUUAACCAGCUUACAGGUCCUUAUCAUGAACCAUUUUGCUUGGACAUUUAUAUAUCGAAAGCCUCUGUCCGUGCCUGCAUUGUUCAUAGGGUAACUAGCAAGGUUGUCGUUGUGGCACAUUCCAUUUCCAAGGAUCUCAAGUUUGACCUGGCUUCAACCAAGAAUAAAACCACUUGUGCUGCUGUGGGGAAAAUUCUGGCUCAGAGAGCAUUGGCUGAUGAUAUUCAUGAUAUUAUUUACACUCCUAGGAAAGGAGAAAGGGUGGAGGGAAAACUUCAGAUUGUUCUUAAUUCCAUCAUUGAUAGUGGUAUAAAUGUGAAGUUAAAGAUUAAACAACGACACAAGAAGAAGUCUUUCAGCUCACAUUUUAACUAGCUAGGGUCAUUCUUUUUUAAUGGAAAUUUGUAUACUAUACUAGCCAUGGUUCUAUGAUGAUGUAUCCGAGGGAAUGAACUAUUUACAUUUUUUAACAUGGAAUGAUAUAUGGAUCACCAUUCGCUUCA
This is a messenger RNA of Lathyrus oleraceus (garden pea), 1711 nucleotides long. RefSeq lists its product as uncharacterized. Gene Ontology annotation, biological process: translation. Gene Ontology annotation, cellular component: ribosome. Lineage: Eukaryota; Viridiplantae; Streptophyta; Magnoliopsida; Fabales; Fabaceae. Gene Ontology annotation, molecular function: structural constituent of ribosome; 5S rRNA binding. The record is from RefSeq and is a predicted model, not a curated record. Bases 516 to 1583 code for a protein of 355 amino acids. The transcript has a single exon.